Messenger RNA from Periophthalmus magnuspinnatus, 1507 nucleotides. RefSeq names its product erythropoietin a (gene epoa). Gene Ontology annotation, biological process: nucleate erythrocyte development. The record is from RefSeq and is a predicted model, not a curated record. Lineage: Eukaryota; Metazoa; Chordata; Actinopteri; Gobiiformes; Gobiidae. Gene Ontology annotation, molecular function: hormone activity; cytokine activity; erythropoietin receptor binding. Gene Ontology annotation, cellular component: extracellular region. Bases 112 to 693 code for a protein of 193 amino acids. The transcript has 5 exons.
UACUGUGGAAGUUUUAGUCAGAGCACCGCAGUCAUGUAGUGUGUGGUAGAAGACCGCUCGCGCCAAGGGCUUUCUGAGCAGCAGCCUUGGAGGACUGGCGCGCAUGGAUAUAUGCUGGAUCUCUGGGAUUUGAUUGGCCCCUCUAACUCGAUCCGACUGCUCGCCUUGCUGCUGAUGGUGUUGGAAUUGUCCAGGCCCUCCCUACCGUCCCCACUGAAGCCCAUCUGUGACCUUAGGGUCCUCAACCACUUCAUCAAGGAGGCACGAGACGCUGAAGCUGCUAUGAAAGUGUGUCGAGAAGGAUGUCUUCUGUCCGAGUCUGUCACUGUUCCUCAAACCAGAGUUGACUUUGAAGUCUGGGAAAAUAAAAAUGCAUCAGAGCAGGCCCUGGAGGUGCAGUCGGGAUUAUGGUUGUUGCAGCAGGCCUUGAAUCUACUGCGUGCAUCUGUCACUAACACACAGUUGCACAGCUACAUCGACUCUUGUAUCAACAACCUGCUGAGCCUCAGCGGCGUGCUGGGGACCCUCAACCUGCAGGAAUAUAGUCCGCCUACAAGUACCACAGGACUUGAGGGAACAUGGAUAGUUUCAUCACCAACAGAACUGCUACAAGUUCACUUGAACUUUUUGCGUGGCAAGGUGCGCCUGCUAUUGCUCAGCGCACAGGCGUGUCAACAACAUGAUGUCAGCUGAUCGUUCCCUGGUCACACAGAUGCUCUUGUGCAUUUAAAGCACUGCACUGUAGACAUGCUAGGUCAAGCUAGCACAAGGACCUCUAAUGGUCAGUUGAAGAGAGCGCUCCCUGGUGGACUUGACGUUUGUGGAUAUGAGGCAGAAACAGGCCUUGGAAACCCUGCUCUGAGCUCUUCAUCUAGCACUCCUUUGCACUUUUAUUGUGGAUGGCCUGAGGUUAUGUGGGGGAUCACUGCUAUGUACAGUGUAGACUUACAUUUCGGCUACUGCUGCCUCACCUCAUGUGCCUGAACAUUUAGCCACGCCUCAUGUGUAAGUCUUAGUUUGUUCUAAUGUUUAAUAUUUGUACUACUAUUUAUAUGAAGCUGCUUAUUGAGAGUGGUAUAUUUGUAUUGUCUUCGAGGUUGUGGAUGUUUAACUGUGGGCUGUAACUAUUAUUUAUUAUCUAAUAUAAUGGCUGCCGUUUUUGAGCAGAGUGAAUGUACCUGUAUGACAGCUCAUGUUUGAGAGUACGAGGGGGCAGAGAGGACAUGUUUGUGUCUUUAUCUGCCACUACAGCAGCGCCAUGCUGACUGUCACUGCUGCUGGCCUUCACACUAAAUAUCCUGAGAGCUCCUGAUUGCACAAAGCUUCCCAUCAUCUGAUGUCAGCACUGUUUCCCUUUCCCACUUGUGAGUCCUGAAACUAGAGGUUCUCAGACAGUCCUGGGGCCAUACUGCUGUGAGGCUUCCGCUCUGUUUGUUUGCUUUUUGGAGCCUGUAGGCUUGCCAUGCGUGAAAAGCAAGCAGUAGUUUGAUAUGUUUGGCUUUGUUAU